Molecule: messenger RNA, 1350 nt
Organism: Microthlaspi erraticum
Lineage: Eukaryota; Viridiplantae; Streptophyta; Magnoliopsida; Brassicales; Brassicaceae
Source: the annotation of a GenBank genome assembly
AUGAGAUUUAUCUUCCGUCGUCAUCUUCCGUCUUCGAAUUCUCUUCUUCUUCGUUAUCAUACGAAAUCGCUUAAAUCAAACGACGCAUUGAAGCAUUAUCUUGAAUCUGGAGAGCCAAACAAAGCUCUUUUAGAUUUCCGGCAUCGAUUCAGAGAGAGUCCCUGUUUCAUAGACAGUUACUCUGUUUUGUUCGCCAUCAAAGCUUCAUCAUCAAUUCAGAAAGCUUCUUCAUUUCACGGUAGGCAGAUUCACGCUCUCGCAACAAAACUAGGGCUCGACAGCGUAAUUCAAAUUCGAACAUCGCUUUUGAGUUUCUACUCUGCUUCCGGUGAUCUCGCCGAUGCACGCAAGGUGUUCGACGAAACGCCUAAGAAACAGAGCAUCGUCUUGUGGACGGCGAUAGUUUCAGCUUACGCUGGGAAUGAGAAUCCUUUGGAAGCUAUUGAGCUGUUUCAACGAAUGGAAUCGGAAAGGAUCGAGCUUGAUGAAGUGAUUGUGACUGUGGCUUUAUCGGCUUGCGCUGAUCUCGGAGCGGUGGAGAUCGGAGAACGGAUUUACCGUCGCAGCGUCAAGAGGAAACGAAGAUUCGCCAUGGAUUUGACUCUGAGAAACUCUCUUCUUAACAUGUAUGUAAAAUCUGGAGAUGUUGAGAAAGCGAGGAAGCUCUUCGAUGAAACGUUGAGAAAAGAUGUGACUACUUACACGUCUAUGAUCGUUGGGUAUGCUUUAAACGGUCAAGCUGAAGAAUCUUUAGAACUCUUCAAGAAGAUGAAAACGAGGCAAGAUUCGUCCACGGUGACUCCAAAUGAUGUGACUUUCAUCGGCGUUUUGAUGGCUUGUAGUCACGGCGGUCUAGUGGAAGAAGGGAAACGACAUUUCAGGAGCAUGGUUGAGGAUUACAAUCUGAAACCUAGAGACGCUCACUACGGAUGUAUGCUUGAUUUGUUCUGUCGUUCAGGUCGUUUGAGAGAGGCUCGCGAGUUUAUAAAUCAGAUGCCGGUUAAGGCGAACGCGGUGAUGUGGAGAACGAUGCUCGGCGGUUGCAGUCUUCACGGGGAUGUUGAGCUCGGAGAAGAGGCUCAGAGACGGAUCUUUGAUUUGGACGGUGGUGGUGGUGAUCAUGUGGGAGAUUACGUUGCGUUGUCGAAUCUCUACGCUUCGAGAGGAAUGUGGGAUGAGAAAGUGAAGAUGAGAGAUCGUGUGAGGAAGAGAAGAGUCCCUGGGAAAAGCUGGAUUGAGCUUGGAAGUAGCAUCACUGAGUUUGUUUCAGGUGAUGAUGGUGAGAAGAAGAAGGUUAGUGAGGUUUUGAAGUGUUUAGUUGCUUGUAUGACAAGUUAUGCUUGUAAUUGA